Molecule: messenger RNA, 3729 nt
Organism: Thlaspi arvense
Lineage: Eukaryota; Viridiplantae; Streptophyta; Magnoliopsida; Brassicales; Brassicaceae
Source: the annotation of a GenBank genome assembly
AUGACAAUAUGUGUUUGGUGCUGGCAUCAAAUAGUGGACAUGGCAGAGAAAGAUCAAGUAGAAGGGCGUUGUCCAGCCUGCCGCACUCCAUAUGACAAAGAAAAGAUUGUAGGGAUGACUGUGAAUUGCGACAGCCUUGCUUCUGAAGGCAAGAAGACUCAAAAGUCAAAAUCAAAACCGUUUGAGGGGAGAAAACAACUCACCAGUGUGCGAGUCAUCCAAAGGAAUCUUGUUUACAUUGUCGGGUUGCCCCUUGAACUAGCAGAUGAAGAUCUACUUCAUCAUAAAGAAUAUUUCGGCCAGUAUGGAAAAGUUCUAAAGGUUUCCAUGUCUCGAGCAGCAUCUGGUGUCAUCCAACAAUUCCCAAACAAUACAUGCAGUGUAUAUAUUACUUAUGCAAAAGAGGAAGAGGCUGUUCGCUGCAUUCAGGCUGUUCAUGGGUUUAUCUUGGAUGGUAAAGCACUGAAGGCAUGUUUUGGGACAACCAAGUAUUGUCAUGCAUGGCUGAGGAAUGUGGCAUGCAUCAAUCCUGAUUGUCUCUAUUUGCACGAGGUUGGUUCUCAAGAUGAUAGUUUCACAAAAGAUGAGAGCAUAUCAGCCUGUACAAGGAGUCGAGUUCUACAAAUCACUGGAGCAACAUAUAUUCUGCAGCAACGGUCAGGGAGUAUGCUACCUCCACCACUGGAUGCUUAUUGCAGUGACAGUUCUUCCGCAAAACCGAUUGUAAAAGUUCCUUCAAGUAAUGCAGCAACUGCUCCCAGGUAUUCUCCACCUAGUGGGAGUGGGAGCUCUAGUAGAUCCACUGCUCUUCCUGCUGCAGCGGGGACACAUAUUGCAAACCAGCAGCCUUUAGCAACUUCGGUUACCUCAAAUAUACAAAGAUCAACUUCAGUAAAUGGAACCUUGGCCUUUUCUGCUGUUGUUGCAAACGCAGCUAAUGGGCCUGUAUCCUCUAAUGACAUUCUUAAAGGACCAUCUCGCAAAGAGGAAAGCCAGAUAGUUGUUGACAAAAGCAAACCUACCGUGGUGAAGCCUUUGCAGCGUAACGUUGUGGUUGAUUCUGGAUCCAAGAGAGCUACGUCACCUGAUGAGGAUUUUACUAGCAAUCGGUUAUCCAGUUCGAUGGACUCUCCCUACAAUGGCAGAGAUAUUGAUAAGCCUUCAGUUACUGUGAACUCGUUUGACGAUUCAAAUGAAGCUGUAGAAGAUGGCCCUGCUGUAAGCAACUUAUCUGUAGGUGUUUCACGAAUGGGGAUAACUACGAAUUCGUGGGAUGAACGUCCUGAUGAUAUUCCAGGUCCUAUUAGACAACCUGAUGAUGAUGUAUCAAAGCUGCAACGUUUGGAGCAAUGUAGGUUGGAUAGCUCUAUAAACACUGAUAAUAAAGCUACUCCAUCAGAGAAUGGAGUCCCCUUCACAAGGCCAGAGUGGGAUUGGAGAUCAGAUUUGCAAUCGCAGAUGCAAGUUAGCCCAAAAUUGGAAGUGGAGGAUAUAUCAUCAUUAGAUAGCCAACGGCAUCACCCUGAAGAGAAUAUUACCAACUCGCGGUUUUUUUCUAAUUCUUCAAGUUCCAUUUCGGAUUCAAAUCAUUUGGCUUCUCGUUCUUCCCUACCUUGUGAGCUUUCAGGCGUGAAUGAUUCAAAUUCGAGGUUCUGUUUGGAUAGAGGCAGCGACAGAUUGCAUAUUCCUAAUGGAUUUGGUGAGAAACCCGUGGCCAAUAUGGAGCACUCUCUGUUGUUUGCUAAUGAAGGCAGGAACAAAGUUCGCAAAGCAGAGGAUGAAUUAAUCUCAAACAUUUUGUCACUCGACUUUGAUCCGUGGGAUGAAUCCUUUACUUCACCCCACAAUCUGGCAGAGUUACUUGGUGAAGUUGAUCAGCGAUCUAAUACUCUUAAACCUUCAAACCUCCUAAAGCAACAUAACAGCCAGUCCAGAUUUUCUUUUGCACGGUAUGAAGAAUCAGGUAAUCAAGCAUUUGAUAGGGAGAACCAUGGCAUAUAUGGGCCGUUUUCAAGAGAUCAGCCUAUCCCGGAGUCUGUUGUCAGUCAAACUAUCUAUAGGGAUAAUCUCGGGAGUCAAAAUGGAUUUGCAUCAAACUACUCUGGUGGAUUGGAAAACUUUUCUGCUAGUCCUUUAUUCUCUUCAUACAAGAGUCCUGUUUCACGUCCACAAGUUUCUGCUCCUCCAGGAUUUUCUGUGCCCAGCAGGUUACCUCCUCCUGGCUUCUCUUCACAUGAAAGAGUGGGCCUGUCUUCAGAUACUGCACCAGGAACACGUUAUCCUGAUUCGACCUCCUUGUCGAGGAAUGCAUAUCCAGUUGGUAAUCCGAGUGGUGCAAGUGACAUUGAGUUUGCGGAUCCUGCAAUUCUAGCUGUUGGAAGAGGGAUGAUAAAUGCUGACUUGGAUAUGAGAUCAAGAUUCUCUUCACAAAUGAAUGCCUUUGAGAACGAAACAGGACUCCAAAUGUUGAGACAGCAACAAGCCAAUGGGUUUCAUCAUGAUCUCAGAAACUUGUCUCCUUCACUUACCGAUCCUUACGGAUUUAGUUCAAGGCUGAUGGACCACCAGACACAGGGAAGUGGCUUGUCUCAGUUCUCACAGCUCCCAAGACAGCAACCAUCUGCAAAUUCAGUCAUGUCUAAUGGUCACUGGGAUAAGUGGAGUGAAGGCCGAAGUGUGAGCUCUCUAGGCAUGGCCGAGCUUCUUAGAAAUGAACGGCUUGGAUUUAAUGGGAGCCUAUUCACCAACGGUUAUGAAGAACCGAAAUUCCGGAUUCCAAGUCCCGGAGAUGAGCCAAAGAUGUUGAUGUUUGGGUACCAUAUCCUGAAGAAUUCACAUGACGAGCUCACCCAGAUGCUACGCAAUGAACUCUUGGAGGUUACGGGACAGAUAUAUCUGAAAGUAGAAGCUAUGGAAAAAACUAAAAGUCUACUAAGUGAAUCAAUUGGAGAUCCUGAGAGUCUAAAUGAGGACACAAAUAUAUCCAGAAUCUCUGAAGGCAUGUCGAAAGAGGAUUCAAACUCUGGAUGUAUUGAGUAUAACUAUGUUGGAGAAACCAAAAUCCAGACAGAUACUGAAAAGGCAGUGCUCAGGUUACUGAUCAAGAACUCGGCUCUCAUGAAGAAGAGGAAGUUCAAGUUAUAAAGAUCUCUCCUGAUAUUGUAGCAUUUGUGACCAGAGAGGAAGAAUCAAGAGCUCCAAUACCCAUGAAUGUUUGGUUUCUCAGUUAGAGAUGAUAUGGAGCCUAAGGAGAUCAAUGUACUGAGCGAUGGCACUUUAACAUCAGAAAGCAAUGGAGUCCAUGGUUCUGUCUGAAAGCAGUACAUCAAGUUCUGUACAUGUACAUCAGAAGGCAAGGAUAAGACCAUACUAAUGGAUGCUAAACUUGAGAAGAACAAUGCAAGGAGUAGGACCAUUUGACUGCACAAAGUAUACCAACAGAGGUCUUCCUCCUGCUUUAGUCUGAGAACUAGGGUUCCUUUACCUCCACCAUUCUUUCCUUUUGUUUCUACCAUUUUUGUCACUACUAAGGAAGAUAUAUUUUUGUUGGACACCUCUUUCUUGGGUGCAAAUUGUUGAACACGCUCAACUUUCUUUUUUUGUUUCGUAAAAGAAAUAAAAAAUGUACAGAAAGUUUCGUUAUAUUCUGUCUUGUUUCGGGAAUUGGAUGAACGAACACAUGUUAGUAACAGUUUUUGGGGCGAAUACAAGUGAACAUGUUUAACUUUG